GCUGGGGAACAUCAACAGAUCUUUGGACGAGUUUCUCCGCGGGUGAAAUCCGAACAGAAAAUCAACUUGAAUUAUCUGAUCACAAUUUUGAAGGGGACAACAUUCGGUACGCCAAAAUGGGGAUUUUUAUACCCAUUAUCAGCAUAUUGUGUGGAGCUGUUGCCUUUUGCAAAGGUUUGGAAAUACCGUACGCCGGUCAAAAUGGAAUGAAUGAAUUAAAAAAAAGUGGAAUAGCAGACCCUGCAAAUAUUGGUCAGACGAUCGGAAAUCCACUCCCUUCAGCUUUCUUUGAGGAGCAAAUCACUGGAGGAAGACAUCCAAAUGACGACAAGAGAUACACUAUUGAACAACUUAACCUAGCAGCGAGACAUCGCAAUGUAUACUACGAUACCGUUGGGGGAGACCCAUAUGGUCACAGUAGUCCAGUGCUGUCUCGCUCACAUAUUGCUGUCACUCACAAGAAAAAGAGAUCAAUUAUGCAGCCCGAAUCAGCUCAAACGUUUGGAGGAAGUCAGCUUCCUUCAGCUUUCUUUGAAGAACAAAUCACUGGAGGAAGGCACCCAGCUGAUGACAAAAGAUACACCAUUGAACAACUGAAUCAAGCCGCCAGACAUCGCAACGUAUAUUUCGACACUGUUGGAGGAGAUCCAUAUGGUCACAGCAGCCCUGUUCUGACUCGUUCACAUAUUGCCGUUAAUCACAAAAAGAUAAGAUCUGUUUCACAAGGAGAAUUAUCACUAGCUGCCGGAGCUAUCAGUCAAUAUUAUCCAGCAGUACAAUCUAGUCCUUCAAACGUGCAAGAGACCGUGAAAAGAGAUGGCAUUGCUAGGUUAAACUAUGCCGCAAGACACCGAAAUGUUUAUUUUGAUUCUGUUGGUGGAGAUCCUUACGGCGGAAGUAGCACGGUACUCACCCGGCAACACAUUUUGGUCAAUCACAGCAAGAGAUCAGCAGAAGAGAAGGACACAAAAACAGGGGAAACAUUAAAGAAGAAGCUACGAAUCCUUUGAUAUGGAUGACAUUGAUAAUCGUGGUUACAUAAAAUGAUUUCUGAACUAUGUAUACAUGUAUAUAUCAAAUUUCUGACAAAGGGAGAUGGAAUAAACAACUUUAUUUUGUUAUUUAUGGAGAGUGGUGCAAAAGUAUUAUCCAGAAGCAAAAGGGAAUAAUACAGUUAACAGGGGUUUGCUAGGUCCUAAACGAGAUUCUAGUGCUCUCAUAAUUAAGCAUUAUGUAUUCGUCAGAAAGAGGAAUUAAUGUUUAUGCAUGGUACGUGA
This is a messenger RNA of Stylophora pistillata, 1277 nucleotides long. RefSeq lists its product as uncharacterized. The record is from RefSeq and is a predicted model, not a curated record. Lineage: Eukaryota; Metazoa; Cnidaria; Anthozoa; Scleractinia; Pocilloporidae.